AUGUCGUCCGAGCCCCGCCGUGACUCGCCAAAUCCGCCACCGGAUGAUUCCCCCUACGACCACCAGAACAUGUCGUCGCCGUCGAUUCUGAAGCUUCGGAAAAUUCCGCCCAUACCGAUGAGGCAUAGGUCCCACGCAGACGAGGACGAGUUCCCAGGAGACGAUUUGGAUUUCGUCGAGCCCUCCAGGUUGGGGCUCAACCAAAUCAGGACGCGCUCGGCGCCCUUGCCCCUCCAGAAGGCCAACUACUCGGGCGAGGCUCAGAUUUCACAGAAUUUGGAUAAUCGACGGGAUGAUGGGCCAGAUGCGAGGCCUAGGAUGGCCAUUGUCUCUAAACAAUCCGUUCCUACCUCUGCCGAUCAAGGUAAAAAGGUUCAUUGGGGUCAAUCCAAAUCAUUAAGAGUUCUUUCACCCAGUAGGACUGGGUCAGAGGGUUGUAAUGCAGCUUUAGCCAAGGAAAUGCAGUCCCCUCGUUUCCAGGCUCUUCUUCGUUUAACUAGUGGCCGCAAGAAAAGAGCGCCAGAUGUUAAAAGUUUCUCUCAUGAGCUCAAUUCCAAAGGCGUCCUGCCACUUCCAUUUUGGAAAUCCCGAGCUAUCGGUCGCACGGAAGAAAUUAUGGUGAUGGUACGGUCGAAAUUUGAUAAAAUGAAAGAGGAAGUCGAUGCCGACCUAGGCAUUUUCGCUGGAGAUCUGGUGAGCGUGCUCGAGAAGACUUCAGAAUAUCAUCCAGAUUGGAAAGAGUGUCUGGAGGAUUUGCUGGUGAUUGCCAGGCAGUGCUCAAAGAUGUCACCCGGUGAGUUCUGGAUGAAGUGUGAAAGCAUUGUACAGAAUCUAGAUGACCGCCGCCAAGAGCUACCAAUGGGUACAUUGAGGCAAGUGCACACGCGCCUCCUAUUUAUCCUCACGCGUUGCACUCGGCUUGUUCAGUUCCAAAAGGAAAAUGGUUACGAAGAAGAUCAUAUACUGGCUUCGCACCAGCUCAGCGACCUAGGUGUGUACCCAGAGCGUAUUCUUGGGUCAUCAAUGAGUGCAAGAGAAAAUAUUGAGCGGAAAAAUUAUAAGGUCCAAGAAAAGGAAGAAAGCAAUCUGAAUAACAAGCAAAGCCAAGUAAUGGAAGAGGUUAACACCGCAACAAGUGUUGAUUCAUCUACAGGAAGCUUUAAGAUGUCUUCCUGGAAGAAACUUCCAUGUGCUGCUGAAAAGAAUCGAAAAGGCCGUGAAUCUGUUGAAACUCCUUCUAAGGAUAAAUUGGAGGACUUAAAACCUCAAAAAGGAAUAGACAGUCCUGAUAAUCCCGCCAGUGAGCUGGGACAUGAUGAUGACUUCUCGACAACACAAAAUAUGACUUGGGGAGCAUGGGACCAACACCAAAUGGCAUAUGAGGAUUCACUGAUAUGCAGAAUAUGUGAAGUUGAAAUACCAACAGUUCAUGUAGAGCAGCACUCAAGAAUUUGUACGAUUGCUGAUAGAUGUGAUUUGAAGGGUUUAACAGUGAAUGAACGCCUUGAAAGAGUCGUUGAUACAUUGGAAAAAAUACUUGAAUCGUGGACUCCGAAAAGCUCGGAAAUGGGGAUUAGGAGUCCUGAAAUCGUGAGAGCUCCUACAUCAAGUGUAAAAGAGGAUUUGGAGAUGAAUUAUGGUAAUGAGGUUGAAGCAUCCCUUAUUGAGAAUGAUUUACAUAGUUCGUUUCAUGUUUCUUGUGAAGCACGAGCUCCAACACCUGAUCACUGCAAGAAAGAAUCAUCCGCUGGCAGCUUGACACCCCGUUCACCUUUAAUAACUCCGCGAAUGAAUCAGAUAGAGCUUCUUCUGAGUGGACGUAGAACAUUAUCUGAAUUAGAAAGUUGUCAGCAGAUACGUAAGCUGCUGGAGCUUGCCAGAUCAGUAACAAAUGUUAACAGGACUGAGUACAGCACACUGGAAUAUAUGAUAGAUAAAUUGGAAGACCUAAAAUAUGCUAUUCAUGAUAGAAAGGUGGAUGCUCUUGUUGUUGAGACUUUCGGGAGGCGCAUAGAGAAGCUAAUUCAGGAAAAAUAUGUGCUGCUGUGUGGACAGAUUGAUGAUGAAAAGGGAGAUUUACUAAGUUCCAUGGCUGAUGAGGAUAGUUCAACAGAAGAAGAUACAGUUCGCAGUUUGCGUGCAAGCCCUAUUAAUCCAUGCACCAAGGAUAGAACAUCCAUUGAAGACUUUGAAAUAAUUAAACCUAUAAGCAGAGGUGCUUUUGGACGAGUUUUUCUGGCAAAAAAAAGGUCAACUGGUGACUUAUUUGCAAUUAAGGUUUUGAAGAAAGCAGACAUGAUCCGCAAAAAUGCAGUGGAAAGUAUCUUAGCUGAACGCGAUAUUUUGAUCUCAGUUCGCAAUCCUUUUGUGGUCCGAUUUUUCUAUUCUUUCACUUGUAGGGAAAAUCUUUAUUUGGUAAUGGAGUAUUUGAAUGGAGGAGAUCUUUUCUCCUUGCUGAAAAAUCUAGGCUGCUUAGAGGAAGAUAUGGCACGUGUAUAUAUCGCAGAAGUUGUACUUGCUUUAGAGUACCUGCACUCUUUGAAUGUUAUUCACAGGGACUUGAAGCCAGACAAUCUGCUGAUAGGCCCAGAUGGUCACAUCAAGUUAACAGAUUUUGGGCUCUCCAAGGUUGGACUUAUAAAUAGCACUGAUGACUUAUCCGGACCAUCUGCUGUUCUUGGGGAUGAUAAACCAAAAGGCUCAGUGCACUCGUCCCAAAAGAGAGAACAGAGGAAGAAACAUUCAGUUGUUGGCACACCUGACUAUCUGGCACCAGAGAUACUUCUUGGCAUGGGCCAUGGUGCAACAGCUGAUUGGUGGUCUGUGGGUGUCAUUCUUUUUGAGCUCCUAGUGGGGAUUCCACCUUUUAAUGCAGAAAAUCCACAGCAAAUUUUCAACAAUAUUAUAAAUAGAGACAUACCCUGGCCCAAGGUACCAGAAGAAAUGAGCCUGGAAGCUUAUGAUCUCCUUAACAAGUUGCUCAGCGAAAAUCCAGUUCAGAGACUAGGUGCAACAGGAGCUGGUGAGGUUAAACGACAUCCCUACUUUAAGGACAUCAAUUGGGACACGCUCUCAAGACAAAAGGCGGCAUUCAUACCUUCAGCUGACGUACAUGAUACAAGUUAUUUUAUGAGCCGAUAUAUUUGGAAUCUGGAAGAGGAAAAUAUUCAUGGAUGUAGUGACCAUGAUGACAUGACCGAUACAGGCAGUGCCUCUUGCAGCAGCAGUACAUACAGCUACUUACAGGAUGAAGAUGGGGAUGAAUGUGGACAUUUGGCAGAAUUUAGUGGCCCGACCCUUGAGAUGAAUUACUCUUUCAGCAAUUUCUCGUUUAAGAACUUGUCACAGCUAGCUUCGAUUAAUUAUGACUUGGUUACGAGAAACAACAAAGAGUCUAGCACAGGCUGA
Messenger RNA from Striga hermonthica, 3408 nucleotides. Lineage: Eukaryota; Viridiplantae; Streptophyta; Magnoliopsida; Lamiales; Orobanchaceae. The record is from the annotation of a GenBank genome assembly.